This is a messenger RNA of Gracilinanus agilis (Agile Gracile Mouse Opossum), 1323 nucleotides long. RefSeq names its product N-acetyllactosaminide alpha-1,3-galactosyltransferase-like. The record is from RefSeq and is a predicted model, not a curated record. Gene Ontology annotation, cellular component: Golgi apparatus; vesicle; membrane. The transcript has 9 exons. Lineage: Eukaryota; Metazoa; Chordata; Mammalia; Didelphimorphia; Didelphidae. Gene Ontology annotation, molecular function: hexosyltransferase activity. Gene Ontology annotation, biological process: carbohydrate metabolic process.
AUGAAUCAAAGACAAUUGGAGGGAAGGCAUCGACUUAAAGCUGAUGCUAAAAUGCAACAAGGAAACAGCAGAUUAGCCAGUGAAAAAAGGAAAAUUCCAGAUAAUGCAGGUUUUAAACCUCUGAUCCUACCCAGAAGGCAAAAGGCUUUCAACAAUAUCACCAUGAAGAAGAUAAUCAGGGCCAAAAUGAAGGAAAAAAUACUCUACAAAAGAAAACCCAUUCUAUUCCUGCUGAUCACAUUAACUAUAAUGUUAAUGUUUUGGAGAUAUUUUUAUAGGAAGAAGAAAGUCAAACAAACUCAUCAAAAUCAAAAACCUUAUUCAUCGUUCCAGAUAGAUUUCAAAAAGGAAGCAACAAACUGGGAGGGAAAAUUUUAUAACAAAAAUACACACUUAGCAGAUUGGUUAAUAUGACAAGUGAACCAGCUAAAAACACCUCAUCAAUCCAGUGGGCUUCUGCUAUCAGACUGGUUUAAUCCUAGAAGUCGCCCAAAUGUUAAAGCGGUGACUGACUGGUUUGCUCCUAUUGUGUGGGAAGGGACUUACCAUAAAUCAUUCUUAGAGAGUUAUUACACAAAGAAGAACAUCACUGUGGGUUUGAUGGUGUUUGCUAUUGGAAGGUAUAUUGAGAACUACUUGGAGAAAUUCCUUUCCUCUGCAGAGCAAUACUUCAUGGCUGGUCACAAGUCAAUUUUUUACAUCAUGAUGGAUAACUCUUCCAAGAUGCUUUUGAGAAAAGACCUUCCUCUUCGUAUAUUCAAAGUAUUUGGAGUCCAGAAGGUGAAAAAGUGGCAAGACAUUAGCAUAAUGCACAUGAAUAUCAUUGGGGAGCACAUUUUAACUCAUAUCCAGCAUGAAGUUGACUUUCUCUUCUGUAUGGAUGUGGGUCAGGUGUUUCAAAAUGACUUUGGUGUGGAGACCUUGGGUGAGUCUGUGGCUCAGCUCCAUGCACGGUUUUAUAAACAGAAUCCCAAUCAUUACAUUUAUGAGAGGCGCCCUUUCUCAACAGCAUUCAUCCCCUUUAAUAUGGGAGAUUUCUAUUACCAUGCAGCCAUUUUUGGUGGGACACCCCUUCAGGUUUUGAAACUCACCCAAUCUUGUGAGAAGGGAAUACUUCAGGAUAAGGAAAAUGGCAUUGAGGCUCUGUGGCCUGAAGAAAGCCACCUGAACAAGUACUUUUUUCUCAACAAGCCCACUAAAAUAUUAUCCCCAGAAUAUUGCUGGGAUUAUUCAUUAUCAGAUAGUUCUGAUAUUGAUAUUGUUAAGACAUUCUGGAAAGAGAAGUUAUAUGAAAUUAAUUCACAUAAUGUAUCAUUUUUAUGA